UGGCCAGCUUGGUUCGCUCUCUUGGCUGGAGAUGUGAGCUUACUUGGCCACUUUCGGGAUGGCAGGGUGGCCCAAAGGGGGAAAGUGAUCACUGAUCACCUGACCACAUCAUUCUGAAGGAGUUCCUGUGUGGGAAUAAAUCUCCACUCAGUGAAUGUGUCACUCGCCGAUUGAGUAUUACUAGCAUCAUGUUUCCGUGAAUCUCGGGUGUUGAAAGUCACCGUCCCUUUUCUAGAUGUUCAGAUAGCUAGGCAUGUCUUUGAUCUAAGUGGGUGGGGUGGGACUGGGACAUCAUGACAGCCUCGGCUAAUGGCGGCUCGGCCUCCGUGGCCAGUGGUAAACAGAGCCACGCCUCGAUUCUACUCACCACUGACGAGAACCGACAAUUAUUCGCCUUAUUGGGCUCACGUUGCAUCUCGUUGUCCACGGCCGUGGUCCAGAUUUACAUGAGCGAAGCACCUGCGCACCACCGAUGGAAUAAGCGAUCUUGCGGUGUGGCGUGUUUCGUCAAGGACAAUGCCUUGCGGUCUUACUUCAUCCGCAUCUAUGAUAUGGAUCGACGCAUGUUGGUUUUUGAUCAGGAAUUGUACAAUCAGUUCCGAUAUAAGACACCACGCAGCUAUUUCCACACGUUCGAGGCCGAUGACUGUCAAGUGGGGCUGAAUUUUGCCGAUGAGAGUGAGGCUCAAUAUUUUCACACUUCGGUUGAAAAUAAGUUGGUGGAGCGACGACAAAGACGAGAGCGAAAGAACGCCCACAAACGCAUGAGUCAUCAGAAUGGACCUCCGGUGAGCAUGGGAAAUUUGGGUCCUCCUCCCCCACCUCCGAGUUCCAUGUCGGCCAUGCCGGCGCCGAACUCGGGUCCGGGUUUGAUAAAUGGCACGUCCUCCAUGGGUGUGACCGUGGCCACUCCCACUUUGGGCCUGGCUAGCACUUCGGUUCAGGCGUCGAACAAGUUCAAGAAGAAGGGCGAACGCCGGAAGCUCAAGAAAGAAGACAUCAGUUUGCCCACCAAUUUCCAGCAUAUCAGUCACGUAGGUUGGGAUCCAAAUCGAGGGUUUGAUUUGGAGAACGUGGAUAAUAAGUUGAAGCAAUUCUUCUCCAAAGCCGGCGUGAGCGAGCUCGAGUUGCAGGACAAGGAGACGCGGGACUUCAUCUAUGAUUUUAUUGACAAACACGGGGGCAUUGAGGCUGCCAUGUUGGAGGUGGAGCGACGUGAUGAAGCCGCGAAUAACCUGGCCAAUCAAGCGCCGCCUCCCGCUCCACCUCCUCGACAGAGUUCCAUGAACCGACCUCCACCGCCCAGCAAGGUUCAAGCCACACCUCCUAAGACAGUCCCGGAACAAGCACCACCUAUGGUGCCCCCGCCCAAUAGGACUACAUCAUUGCGAAAUGCCCCGGCUCCCCCACUCAAUAAAGGUAUGGCACCGUUGCCUCCUCCUCCUCCUCCUUCGCAAUCCCAUUCGAUCAUGGGAACGGCUCCAGCUGCUCCUCCACCCCCUCCUCCGCCACCGCCUCCCCCGCCCCCGGUUCCUCCCCCGCCACCACCUCCCCAAUCCCGCAGUCAACCAGCGCCGAUCGUAGGAUCAGACGGACUCUCACCUCCUUCCCCUCCUUCACUUCCUCCUGUGAACGAAGUGCGCGGCGCUCUGAUGGACGAAAUUCGAAAGGGAGGAGCGGGUUUGAAGAAGGUGACCGAAAAGGAAAAAGUCAAACCGGCGGACACGAGGAACGUGCUUUUGGAUCAGAUCCGGAGUGGCGUAACGCUCAAGAAAGUGGAUAUGGAUUCCAUUGCGAGUGCCAAUUCGUCGUUACCGGAGAGUGCUCCGGGGAUUGCUGGCAUGCUCCAGAAAGCUUUGCAGGAGCGUUCAGGAGCCUUGAGGUUCUCGUCGAGUGAAGAUGAAGAUGAUGUAGACGAGGACGACGAUGAAUGGGACGACUAAUCUUAAAAGAAAUGUCUUUUGUCAUAUGAUAAACCUGCAUUGAGUGAUCGCAAUUCAUAAGAUAUAAGUGUAGCUAGUGUUAGCUUUAAAGAUCUUUAGAAAACCAAUUCAUUGGCUCGAAUCUCGGCAACCAAUCUUUCAAUAAAUUUAGAUUUACUAA
Messenger RNA from Tigriopus californicus, 2103 nucleotides. RefSeq names its product actin nucleation-promoting factor WASL-like (gene WASp). Gene Ontology annotation, biological process: actin filament organization. NCBI's taxonomy places the organism in Eukaryota, Metazoa, Arthropoda, Copepoda, Harpacticoida, Harpacticidae. The transcript has a single exon. The record is from RefSeq and is a predicted model, not a curated record. Bases 294 to 1943 code for a protein of 549 amino acids. Gene Ontology annotation, molecular function: actin binding.